Messenger RNA from Naegleria gruberi, 1119 nucleotides. RefSeq lists its product as uncharacterized. The record is from RefSeq and is a predicted model, not a curated record. The coding region runs from base 1 to 1119 and encodes 372 amino acids. The transcript has 2 exons. NCBI's taxonomy places the organism in Eukaryota, Heterolobosea, Eutetramitea, Acrasida, Naegleriidae.
AUGCAAUAUUUUUGGAUAUCAGUUGAUGCAAGAUAUUCAUCUAGGAGAAAUGUUUACGAAUGUACUCUUGUGGUAUUCGAAACAAAGGCAAAAAAAACAAUUGAACGAUCACACGUUAUCAAGAAAAGAGCAUCUAAUAGAAAAAGUGCCUUACAAUGGUUUAUGGGAGCCUCUAAAUUAAUGGAGCCAGAAGCAUGUCGUUUAGCAAUUACAUCUUUGAAACACAAGUCAUUUCCAGUAAUGGGUUAUGGUAUUUUACAUUUCAAAAUUGGCUCUUUUGUUCAUGACAAAGACUCAACUGUGGCAGCAGUCAUCAAAAAAUUAGAACCAACAGCAUUAGAAAAGUUAGAUCCAAAUCAUGUAAUCAAAAAUCUGAGCAAGGAAGUAGAAGAAAAAGCACCCCGUAUUGCCAGUAUUAUUGUAUCAUCCUUUAGGAAAGCUCUAAAAUUAGCCAACACCACCACUAAUUCAAAUGAGAAACUCCAAGCAUUAUUGAAAGCUUAUCCACAACAUUUACAAAAUAACCAUUCUCUGUGCGAUUCAGGUUGUCCACACACAAUUAAACCAGAAAAAUUGAUCACUAAAGAGGAAGCACAAGUUGUUAAAGAAAUAUUUGACAAACGAAUCAAAUAUAGUCACAAAUUUUGUGAUAUUGCAUGCAAUAGCCAAAACAAUGAGUCCAUACAUAGUACUAUUUGUCAUACAACACCAAAGACAUUAGAUUUCAGUCGAAAUUAUUGUGGAAGAGCUGAUCUGGCAAUAGGUGAACGAUUGCUUGGAAAAUUUGCACAAUUAAGAAAAAUUCAAAGAUUUAUUGGUAGUCUCUUCGUGAUUCCAAAAGAGCAGGCCAUCAAGUUAGAUACUCAAUAUCAUCAGGAUAAAAUAAGGAAACAGUCUAAAGCUUAUAAGGAAAGAAGAGUGGAGCUUCGGAAAACAAAACUUAAGUUUAAACUCAAAGGAAUGGAGUUUGUUAGUUCUCUCAUAGUGGGUGCUCAUGUUUCCAUUCAGUUUUGGAUGGAUACUCAUGAAGAAAGUUAUAGUUCAGAAGUUUCUAAAACGGUUGAAAAAUACUGCGCAGAAACCAACCAUCAUCAUGAUCAGAUAUUAAAAUCCAUCUAA